Molecule: messenger RNA, 978 nt
Organism: Endocarpon pusillum Z07020
Lineage: Eukaryota; Fungi; Ascomycota; Eurotiomycetes; Verrucariales; Verrucariaceae
Exons: 1
Coding region: 1-978 (325 amino acids)
Source: RefSeq, a predicted model, not a curated record
AUGGUCCUUGCAGCCAUAGCAGGCGGCACUUCGCCCACCCUCGGUCGCUCGAUCGUCACUGCAAUUCUAGAAGCUGGCAAUCACACGCCUAUUAUCCUGUCCCGCUCCAAGCCUGAAUCAUAUUCCGCACCUACAUCGCAGCAUGGCGCGAAGAUUCGCUACGUUGACUACAGCUCCAUCCCGUCCCUGACCAGAGGUCUAGAAGGCGUGCACACAGUCAUCUCGGUGCUAAACCCCACAGAUCCCGCCGAGAUGCUGGAUUACCACUCGAACCUGCUGAAAGCCGCUAGAAGCGCGGGAUGUAAACGAUUCGCCCCUUCUGAGUGGGAGGGUGGGCCGCUAAGCAAGCAGAAGGUUGAAUUGCUACGCUCGAAGCUGGAUGUUUGGAAGAUGUGCGAGGAAAGUGGCCUCGAAUGCGCGAGGUUCACACCUGGUUGGUUUAUGAACUACCUUGGACAAGGAUGUCCGGAGUCAAAGAAUGAAGAGGCGAUCGCUGGGCUGGAUGAUGGUUUUAUGAUCGACUACGUUGAUAUUGCCAAGGGGAAGAUGACUGUGCCGCUUGCGGAAGACGGACGGCCAGCAAAGAUGAGCAUGACGGAGCUGGGAGACAUCGGUAGAUUCGUCGCCGCAGCUUUAGACCUUGCGGAGGGGGAGUGGGAGGCGGAUAUGGGAAUGGUCGGGAGUACAGUGGACCUGGAAGAGGUGGCCCGCAAAGCCGAGCAGGUGACGGGAAGGACAUUUGAGAUCAAGAGUAUCACGAAAGAAGAACUGAAGCAGCGUGAAGACGAUCUUGAUCAGCGGCUGGCAGAAGCGUUCUCGGUCGAUGCGCUGCUGGCCAAGAUGGUUGUGCAGCUAAUGCAAUGCGCUUGUGAGGAACAGGUUGGGAAUCAGAUGAUUGACCCGGUACUCAACAGGCUCUGUCCAAAUGUUAAGCCGCUUGGUUUUGAGGAAUACCUGCAGCGCUUUUGGACCAGCUAG